This is a messenger RNA of Myxocyprinus asiaticus (Chinese sucker), 1910 nucleotides long. Its product is annotated as transducin-like enhancer protein 4. Gene Ontology annotation, molecular function: transcription corepressor activity; protein binding. The coding region runs from base 327 to 1391 and encodes 354 amino acids. NCBI's taxonomy places the organism in Eukaryota, Metazoa, Chordata, Actinopteri, Cypriniformes, Catostomidae. The transcript has 14 exons. Gene Ontology annotation, cellular component: transcription regulator complex; nucleus. The record is from RefSeq and is a predicted model, not a curated record. Gene Ontology annotation, biological process: regulation of DNA-templated transcription; negative regulation of canonical Wnt signaling pathway.
UUUCCAAUGCGAGCGUGUACACGCGGGUCAGCUCUGUUUAUGCUACUCUGAUCUCCUGCGCGCGCUCCGUGUGCACGCGCGCUGAACAGGAUGAUCUUGUUACAUUGUAGCACGGCGUAACUGUGCCUCAUAAAGAGGAAGAGCAUUCGAUCCAUGAUAAUAGUGCGUUUUUAAAGUUUCAAAUCGGACACAUUCGAAUUCUUGUGGACCUCGAAAACGCUUGGAGCGCCGAAAGCGGAAGAGAGAGAUCCGGAUUUACGCAGCGCACGGGGUUCGGUGUCGGAUGGUGAUUCCGGAUUCGGUCUUGACCAUCGAGAGCCCCGUGGAUGACCUCCAGAAGCAUGUAUCCGCACGGAAGACCUCAGGCUCCGCUGGUCUCCGGCCAUGCCGGCAUGAAAUUCACAGUGCUGGAAACUCUUGACCAUAUAAAAGAGGAAUUCCAGCUUUUCCAGGCCCAGUACCACAGUCUAAAGUUGGAAUGUGAGAAGUUGGCGAGCGAGAAAACGGAGAUGCACAGGCAUUAUAUCAUGUAUUAUGAAAUGUCUUACGGACUGAACAUUGAAAUGCAGAAACAGGCAGAGAUUGUAAAGCGGCUCAGUGCUAUAUGCACUCAGAUCAUUCCACUGCUGUCCCAAGAGCAUCAACAUCAGGUCGCCCAAGCAGUCGAGCGAUCGAAACAUGUGAGCAUGGCAGAACUCAACGCUAUCAUUGGGCAACAGCAGUUCCAGCAUCUUUCCCAUCACGGCUCAGGCUUUACCCUGACGCCACACCCCUCAGGACUGACACUGGGAGCGGGUGCGAGCCUUAUGCCAUUACCUGGGGCCUUUCCGUUCCCUCUGCACCUGCUCCCUAAAGAUGACCUCACUCACCCUGAGCCUGUGGACUCCAGAGAUGGAGCCCCAAACAGGAGUGGUAGCAGCUCUCCGGUGGGCCAUCGGUCUUCAGGGCUGCGACUCGGUCUUCCUCCUCCCCCGACCUCCUCCUCUUCCUCUCACACUGAGACAGACAAUAAGAGGAGCACCACAGAUCAGACCAGCACAGGGGAGAGUGGCUGUAAAAAUGAAGACGCUCUGAGAAAAGAUGGCACUAAAGAGAAAAGUGCUUCACCCACAGGAGUCUCUCCGAGGUCUGCUGAAGGAAACGGACUGAGCAGCUCUCCUGUUCUCCGGAAGAAUCUGUCCAGAGAAGGCCGCUCCCCCUCAUCCUCCCCUCGCUCACAGCCGCGCUCUCCUGGUCUCUGCAAGAGCCCCACACAGGUACGUCGCAAGGAGAAAGCGAGAUCUCCCUCUCCUUCAGCAUCUCAUGAAUCUCUCUCUCCUGGCUCUCCUCCGCCUCCCCCUUGCCCCCUCUCCUCCUCUGCCCACGGCCCGUCACCCGCUCUCAAACACUAGGACCCACUCCUGUCCAUGGAGUGAGACUAGUGAAAGAGAGCUGCCACCCCUCCCCAGCCCGCCCUUCCCAGAAAACACCAGGUCGGCCCCAGAGAGCAGGGGUCUGGGCAUCAGGUGCCUUGUCAGAAACCCUACAUCCAUCCUCGUGGCCAUUUGAGCCAAACUCUGAGCAAACUGCACCUGUGUUCCCACAAACAGGGAGUAAAUCUGUCAGCCAAUUAGAAAGCAAGCUGAAUACUCUGUGUGACCGCCAAAUGGAGGCAAGAAGUGUUUCACCAUAUCGUCUCCCACACAGAAAUGGACUGAACUUAUUUUACUGCCAAUUUUUUCAAAUUCUGACAUCAAAAAGAGUUCAAGAAAAGACAUGGAAACUUCUAGACCAAUGGACAUUAAAGUUGUUCCUGUUAUACACAGCAAACACUUGUUUUCACACAACUUUUUACUGUUUUAAAAGGCUCAAGUGAGUCACUUGUUUUCCCUCUCUGAACCUGACCCCUGAAUAAAAAUGUAAUUUUGAUU